Molecule: messenger RNA, 507 nt
Organism: Chlorella variabilis
Lineage: Eukaryota; Viridiplantae; Chlorophyta; Trebouxiophyceae; Chlorellales; Chlorellaceae
Exons: 6
Coding region: 1-507 (168 amino acids)
Biological process (GO): positive regulation of protein polymerization; microtubule polymerization; microtubule bundle formation
Cellular component (GO): microtubule
Molecular function (GO): tubulin binding
Source: RefSeq, a predicted model, not a curated record
AUGGUGAGUCGGGCGACAGUCAACCGAUCCAACGACUUGAGGGUUGUGUUUACUGCCUUCGCGGCCUUUGGCAGCGGCCGCGACUCGGGCAUCUCAUCUGGCCUGGAGGGGCGCGCCUUCAGCAAGAUCUUCAAGGACGCCGGCCUCUACUGCCGCAAGUUCACCGUGACUGACGCAGACCUCAUCUUCACCUCGGUGAAGCCCAAGGGCGGCAAGCGCAUCUCCUAUGAUGCCUUUGAGCAGGCGCUGCAGAAGGUUGCUACCAAGAAGGGGGUGUCCAUGGCGGAGGUGGUGAGCACCAUCGUGGCGGCAGGCGGGCCCAAGAGCAACGGCACGCGCGCAGAGGCCUGCCGCUUCUACGACGACAAGUCAAACUGGACCAGCACCGCGCGCAACGGGGGCCCCACCAACGUGGACGGCCAGAAAGACCUGAGCUCGCUGUGCGACCGCACCGCCGCAGACGCCAGGGGCAUCAGCGCCAAGAGCAACUUCUCGCGCCAGCACUGA